This is a messenger RNA of Spodoptera exigua (beet armyworm), 746 nucleotides long. The record is from the annotation of a GenBank genome assembly. Lineage: Eukaryota; Metazoa; Arthropoda; Insecta; Lepidoptera; Noctuidae.
UAAUAUUUUAAUUAAUUUUUCAAAAUGCUAGUUCUAUUUCAUUUAGCUGUGAUCAGCCUAUAUUCGUACGCAUUCUGGUACGACCAAAAAUACAUAGACAUUGAAUAUCCGUCUAAAGAAUUUGAGUUCAUACCGCUGAAAGCUCGAGUUAUAUUUUUCACGUUUUGGACACUUGUGCUACAGAAUGUCUACUUCAUAAUAUCCCUCCUGAACGAUUUCUUCGGGACCAACGAAGUCACACGAAAACCGCCUCUAAUCCGCCAAGUUAAGGACGUCCUCUUCAGCAUCACACUCUGCACAGCAUUCUACGUGGUCCUUGUAUUUUGGACCUUCUACGUAUUCAACAAAGAGGCCAUAUUCCCUCCAGAAGCUGAACUGAAGUUCCCGAAAUGGAUCAACCAUAUAAUGCACACGUUAAUUCUGCCUAUAAUACUCAUCGAGUUGCUUGUAACGAGAAGAAAUUUCCCGACGAAAAAGACUGGAUUCACUGUUGCCAUAACUAUGACAGCUAUUUACGCAGGCUAUAUUCAUAUUGUAUACUUUAAAUAUGGAAUUUGGCCCUACCCGUUCCUCUACGUGGUCAGUUGGACCACCAAGACCUUAUAUUUCAUCGGCAGCGCGGUUCUCGGAAUGGUCUUUUAUUUAUUCGGCGAAAAAUUAGACUCUAUGGUCUCAGGGAAGAGUAGGACCGCUGUAUCUCAUAUGAAUGGAUCUAAGAAAGUACAUUAAAUUAUUUUUAUAAGAUA